This is a messenger RNA of Porites evermanni, 4928 nucleotides long. NCBI's taxonomy places the organism in Eukaryota, Metazoa, Cnidaria, Anthozoa, Scleractinia, Poritidae. The record is from the annotation of a GenBank genome assembly.
AUGCCUGAAUCCUUCCGAUAUGACUCCAAUCCUUCUCCUAAGAAUGGAUACCACUUUGCCACGUUGAUGAAUGGUUACAGCAAUGGCUUUAACUCUGGUGCCUCUUUGAACGGCUACCGUGCAGAGUACAACCUGAAUACAACCUGCAAUGGGUUUUACAGCACAUUAAAAAGCGACACAAGACCCGAGAAGACAGUAGGACAUGGCAGACCGAAGAUUCCCUCGCAAUCCUCUAGGAUACGUUCGUUUAGUGAUUCAUCUUCUUCAAACCAUUACCGGGCGAUCUAUAGCAGAAAGGUAGGUUGUUGUUUUGUCGGUUUGAGGCUUUAAGCAUUUAGGAUUUCUCUCAUUUGAGCGAUUUAAAACCAAAUUCUAAUUAAAACUACGGUCAUUGAGGUUGCUUUCGAAUAACAAUCUGUAUGUGGAGCGUUUUCACAUGACUUCACAGCGGCCAUAUUGGUGCUUCAAAACAACGAAACAGCGGCCAUGUUGGCGUUCCAAACCACCCUUGUGGGAGUUGAACUCUUUUCUUAUGUGAACACUUGCUUUUGUUGUAAUAAAUUUGAAUAGAUGCUGGCCAUGUAAGUGAAAACGGUCUAUUACAUAGGCUUUCCUUAGGUUAGCGCUGUGUUGGGAGUACGGACUUUAAACGCGGGGUGCUGGAGACGAGAGAGUCGAGCAGCGCGGCGAGCGGGGAUGAUGGGAACGAGCGCAGAUCACGCGCAGUCCUUUUUUGUCUUAUUACUUCCCCAAAAUAAGCGAUCACGAGCAACAGGAUCAGGAAUAUAUCAUAUGAAUCGCCUGUAAAUCAUAUUAAUAUGGAUUUUCUUUUCUGUAGGGGUGACAUUUAGUCCUUUAAUUUAGACAAACGAUGAAAGUCGUUCAAAGAAAAGUUAUUAUUGUCAGGGAUUUACUUCAGAGUACAACUUUAGCGACUUUACAUAUAAAAGAGAGAGAGAGAUUUAAAUUAAGAUUUAGUUUAUAGGGAUAUGUAUCCUAACCUUCACUUGUUAACGUUCACGUUUAGGCACCAGAACAUAAGAAGACGCCUGUGCUGCCCCUGCAUUCUGAAGCCUCAGUGAACACAAGUGAUUCUUCAUUUACCCAGGAGGAAAUGGUAAACGGUGUAAUUUGGAUGAGAUCAUCGUCUAGGGCUAUGUUUGAUGACAGAGACUUACUUUGUCAAAGCUCAGUAAGUCCACCAGCAUCUAUUUCUCAUAUCUCUUCAGUUGGAACAGUUGAUCAGUACCAGAGAAAUGGCCGAAGCAGGUCCUUUCCUGAAUCGAAACAGGGCACGGAACACCAUUUUCGGGAAAGAAUACCAAGACCGAGGACCAAUCCCGAAAAUUGUGUCCGACACUUCCAGGUAGCGGGUGAGAGUAAACACGAAUCUAAAUUCUGUUUCAAUGGAUGGAAUCACAACUUUUUUAGUCCAUCAGAAACAUCUUUGAAUGAUGAGCCUAGUUUGGACGACAUGAAAAUUAUUUGGCUUACCCUGCAAAAUAAUGGACCCAUGACAAGUUCUGAAAUUAUGGCAUCCGUCGGGCCGGAAACAAAAGGCCAAGUAAACAAUUGUCUCUAUCAACUAAACAGAAAAGGGAUUGUACACAUCAGUAAUGGAAACCCACCUCUUUGGAAUAUCUGUCAGCGGUGUCCUCAUCAGAGCAAUGGCGGACCGGGUGUGAUUGGCGCAGAAAGAAAACAAGAUAAAUUGUUCAGGCUUAGAGGCAACUACGAAGACAUACCUGAACGUCCUCGAAGGCAUUCAUUUAAUGCGUCCGAAAACAGACCACGCAAAGGAACGCAGGCUGUAGAUAAUUUGAGGCCGUGGGUGAAAACCAAUGGCAGCUUCUCCAGUCCUGGUGAAAGAAAUGCAUCGCACUAUUGUAAAUUGUGUCGAAUUCCAAUCAUAUCCGAGGCGCAGUUCGAAGAGCAUCUAAGAAGCACAAAACAUCAAAACAAAAUUGCUAAGAUCAAUGCAGUUCCCUACAAGAAGUUUUGUGAAUAUUGCAAGGUGCAUCUUAAUUCUGAAUCACAGGCCAAGGAACAUUUCAGCAGUGGUAGACAUGAACAGACAGUGGCAAAGUCCCAAAAAGCACCGCCUAAGCCGCAUUUGCCAUUAAUCACCACCUCAGACGAAGAAACCUUGCAAAGCGAAACAAAAUCAAAGCCUUACAGGUAUCAGUUUGAGUUGUACAGCAAGGCAAUGAGGACCAACGCGGUUUUCUUCCUUCCCAGCGGAAGUGGAAACGCACUAGUAGCGGCGCUGGUUAUUGAGCGGAUGCUCAUGUUGAAUCCAUCUCGCCAAGUUAUUUUCCUUGUUGAUCGAGUUCUUCUCGUACUACAGCAAAGUGAUUACCUAAGAAAGGAGUUGGCGCAUGUUCGAAUGCCAGACGAGGACAGUUCUAACUCUUUUAACGGUACUCGGCCUAUUCGCAUUGGUGCCGUUUGCGGCGAGAUGAGAAAACUGGAAGGAAAUGCAAGAGUCUAUGAGCAAGAUGUACUUAUCAUUACAGCCGAUUGCUACAGAAAUCAUCUAAACAACGGAACACUUCGAUUUGAGGAUGUCUCGCUGAUAGUUCUCGAUGAAGCUCAUCAUUGUAACAAAGACCAUCCUUACAACGUCAUCAUACGGGACUUCUAUUUUCGAGAGGACGAUUUACUGGGGCACCGACCUAAAGUCCUGGGAAUGACUGCCUCGCCAGCCGGGGAGAUUUCCCUGGAUAAAACAACGAAGAAAUUACAACGACUUCUGGGAAACUUGGGCGACGCUAAGCUUUUGACAGUGACAGAGUGGGUCGAGGAAUUGGAAGAAAAAACAAGUAAGGCCUCACCUGAAUGUAUCUCAACUUCAUACACACAUUCCGAGAAAAAGCUGAUGGAGAUUUUAAUGGAGUACAUUACUAAGGCUUUCAAUUUAGCUGUACGACUGAGUGAGAUGAAGGAUUACAAAGACAUCUUCCAGCCUUCAUCUGGUGGCCUCUUCAGCAUCGAUGAUAUCCACCCUGUUCUUCGUGUCAUAGACAAUAUUGUUUGUUCGCGCCCAGAAUCGAAUGCCUUAAGCUCACUGCUCCAUUUUCAACUCGUAUGCGAGACGGUUUGCGCGCUCCUUGAGUGUGGAGAGAAAAUAGCGUUGAAUCACUUACAGGAACUAACCGUUGAAGGGUGUCCCCAUGGAUUCCACUGGGCAGAAAAGAUGGGGCUGGAUUGCAGCAAAAUCUGGAUGCAUUUGGAAGCUAUUAUGACCCAGAGUAAGUUUCAUUCUUCUAAUCAUUUGCGGGUUUACAUGUAAGGACUAAUAUUGUUACAUAAGUAAUAGUACAAUUCGGUAAGUAAGAAGAAUUAAAAGAUUAAGCUACUAGCCUGGAAGAGAGGCUACUAGCCUAAUUUUUGAAGAGAGCGACAAUUGAAUAUCUUGCGAAUUUGGUCAUCUGUUGGUGGGAAUCUCAGUUUCAUGGUAGAGAAACCCCUUCUAAGACCAAUAUUCGUUAAGAGACUGUGUUACACAAUGGCAAUUAAUGGCUAAUAAUAACAGAACAAUUACUGCCACAGCAAUAAAAAGAAGGACAAUUCGUCAUCGUUAGUUAACUUUAGGAACUAAUCCGUGAAGCGUUUCUGCUACGUAAAUAUGAAUGAACGUAAAAAUGCUAAGAUACUAUUUCAUUUUAACAAGGUGCAUCAUGGGAUUCAGAAUUUGAUGACUUUGCUUCGGGUGUAGACGAACUUAUCAAGCUUUUGUUAAAGAGUAACUGGUCCGGGCCAUGUAGCUGGAUCAACGGUUGUGUUUUGGUUCUGGUCAAUCGCCGUCGUACUGCUCGGUACCUGGCACAAUGCUUGUCGAACUGUCGAGAGCUCUUAAUGAACAAUGUUCACACCACGUGUCUUGUUGGCUAUGGUCACGAACCACAUGAAGAAGGUAAGGCUGCUCGGUUUGAUGGCUUUGUGAUUACGCCAAAAGAUUUUUUUUUUCAUGUAAUGAGGAAGGGUAGGGCCGGUAGGAGGGCAGGGGUUUGGGAAUUCGGGAGAAUAGGGGGCGGGAGGGGUACUGGAGACGAGACCGGAAAGGGUGGGAGAUGAUAGUUCUAAAAGGGCAGGAAGAGGGAGAAACAGAGGGAAAUUAUGUAACAAUGGCUAAUAUUUCGCAAUCGAAAAAGGGAUGAAGGGAGGAUACCAAGAAAAAAGGGGCGGGAGUUGGGAAUGCAAGGCACAUAAGGCGGGAGGUUUGGAACCCCCUGUUCCCAGACUCCAUUCCCCAUUAGGGCUGGGGAUGCUGAAUGAAAAAACAAUAGAAGUUUUGAAAACAGUGACUCAUUUCUCCUGCUCAUUUCACGCAUUUAAAGGUCAGGUCUUUCUCAACCUAACAAGAUACGCUAUCCUACAGAGGCGAGAACACUUUACCAUCGUCAGACUUUAAGAGAGAUCACUAGAUUUACCCUCCCUAACUUUAGCACGUUGUAUUAACUGCAAAAACAAUCGUCAGGAACAGUGCGGCAAAGUUAUCUUGUAAGGUCUGUAAAUAAUCGCUUCGCGUGGCUUUGAUUCUGCGAUGGAGUGGUGAAGGGUUAUAAAAUGUUAUUAAUGUAAAAGUUUCUAUUUAAUUUUCUUUUUGUCUUUUUUUUUUAGUUUCGGAACUGGCAAUCCUUAAGCAGAGGGAGUUAAUAUCUCAAAUUGGCGACGGAUAUUGCCAAGUUGUCGUAGCCACAAAUGUGUCCGAGGAGGGCCUGGAUCUACCAGGAUGUCAGCUGGUAGUUGUUAUGAAUCCCUCAGGCUCAACCCAGGCUCUCGAGCAUAUGCGCAGCCGAUCGCGACUCAAGGAUGCCAGGUUUGUGUCCAUCUGUAGAAACGAUGACCAAGCCAAGAAAAUUGAAGAUUUACUGAAACGCGAAGAGAAUAUGAAGCGUGCUGCGCGAAUGAUCAAUGGAAUGUAA